This is a messenger RNA of Closterium sp. Yama58-4, 4599 nucleotides long. The record is from the annotation of a GenBank genome assembly. NCBI's taxonomy places the organism in Eukaryota, Viridiplantae, Streptophyta, Zygnematophyceae, Desmidiales, Closteriaceae.
AUGGCUUCGCUGUCCAUGACUCACACGCGCGCGGCUGGCCAGGCAGCAUCGUUCAAUUUCCUUCUGAACUCGUCAGGGCAGGCAACACCAGUCACCGUGUCCGCGUCGGUGGUUCCACGCGUGACCAGCAGCCAUGCGUCGUCGUCAUCGUCGCAGCCGUCUCGCUCGUCUCCCCCAAGCACGCCCUUCGUUCCGAAUUCGAGUUCUCCUCGCGCUCCUCUGGCACCGUCCCUCAAGGCUACCGUGACUGAUUGUCCGCCGACCGAUACCAAGUCGACGAGCAUCACCCGCCAAGGAGACAGGGCUAAUGGUUCACCUACGGAUAAUUCGUCUUCCUCAGCUAAUCUUCAAACUGAUCCUCUGCCGGCCCUAUCUCUGGCGACAGCGGCACCCAUUCUGAAGUACUCCCCUGAAGGCAAGCUGGUGGUGGGCGUGGGAACCAUGUCGGAGGCCGAUUGGGCUGCCGCCUUCGGCAUCAACUCGGGCCAUUUGAUUCCCGUUACCGGCCCUCGCUCCGCGCAGCUGCUGCUUCCGUCGCCUGCGUCCAUUUCUCGUCCCGCGCUGCCUCCCACUGUGUCGAGCUCGCAGGAGCCGGCUUCACGCUUCGCCGCUAUUGGGGGUCAGGCGGAGUUGAAUGGCUCGAUGGUCGCGCCUCCUCAAAACCAGGACUUGGACAGGGACGGUGCUGCGGCGGUGAUGGAAGAGGAUGUGUGGCUGCAGAUUCGUGCCGAGGCACGUGCAGCUGCGGAGGAAGAGCCAGCUCUAGCGAGCUACCUUUACUCCACCGUCCUCACUCACAGGUCGCUGGAACCAGCGCUUGCUGCGCAUAUUGCCAACAAGCUCUCGUCGCCAACCUUGCUCGCGUCGCACCUGUUCGAGCUCUUCAGAGAGAUCUUUCUUGACGACCGCAGCAUUCAGGCCGCCAUCCGCGCUGAUCUGAUGGCGGUGCGGCAGAAGGAUCCAGCAUGCGACGGUUUUCUCCUCUGCUUCUUGAAUUACAAGGGAUUUGCUGCUCUGCAGGCUUACCGCGCGGCGCACAGGUUGUGGCAGCAGGGUCGAUACAGUAUGGCAAUGGCGCUUCAGAACCGCAUGUCGGAGGUCUUUCAGGUGGAUAUCCACCCCGCCGCGCAAAUUGGCAAAGGGGUAAUGCUGGAUCACGCAACGGGAGUGGUGAUUGGCGAGACCGCUGUUGUCGGAGACGAAGUGUCCAUGCUGCACAAUGUCUCGCUUGGCGGUACUGGCGCCAUUGCUGGUAUUCGCCACCCACGCGUGGGUAGGGGCUCUGUGAUUGGUGCAGGAGCCCGGAUUUUAGGUCCUGUGACUCUUGGAGAACGGGUGAAGGUGGGAGCGGGUAGCCUGGUGUUGACAGAUGUGGAGGCAGAAGCCACUGUGGUGGGCAACCCUGCCAAGAUAGCCAAAGCCAUUGAUGCGCCGCGAAAGACAGAAGUGAUUAGGCUGAAGGCGAACCAGUGGGUGUACGACGUGUGCGUGGAGCGGCGCUGCACGGUGGCGGACAUCCGCGCGCUCAACCCCACCGUCGACAUCGACCGCGUCCUCGCCGGCCAGCGCCUCGUCGUCCCGCGCCGCCCCUCGCCCUUCGACCCCAUCGAGCGCGAACUCACCCGCGCCGCACAGCAGCUCUCCACCACCUUCGCCGCCGGCCCAACCGGCGGCGCCGCGCGCACGCAAGCAACCACCGCCCCCGCCAGUGCUGACUCCUCCCCCGCUCCCUCCGCGAAAAAGCCUGCCGGAACGACCGCCCCGCCUGCUCCGACCGCUCCUCCCCCCGGUCCUUCCCCCUCCCUCCCUUCCGCAGCAGGCCCGUCCCCCUCCGCCGCGCCCACGAAACCGGCGGCGCGCCCGUCCAGCGGGUCGUGGCUGGACUCGCUGUUGGGGGGCCCUGCGGGGGGCGGGCGGCCCGACGAGGUGGAGGAGUACGUGCUGAAGCGCAAGGAGUGGGUGUGUGACGUGGCGAGCCGCCUUGACGUGGACAUCGAGUAUCUGCGGCGCCUCAACCCCGGCGUCAAUCUCGACAACGUGCGCCCCAAGCAGCGCAUCAACGUUCCCAAGAGCCGCGCCGCGCGCCUCCGUCAGCAGCCGUCGGCGGCACGCGGGGCUGACGUGGCAGGGGCGGGGUCGAAAAGGGGAAAGGAGGAGGAAGAGAAGAAGGGGAAGGAGGGAGGCGGGGUGGCGAUAGGGGAUGCAGCCCCUGUGUGCGCGCCUCCGCCCAUCUGCAAGCCGCCCGCCUCGGCGGGGCGGGAGGGGGCCAGUGCGGGCAGUCAAGCGGGCGGCGACGUGUGCGCCGUGCAGGAGGCCAAGGGCGCAGGUGCCGCGCGCGAGGCCAAGGGGGGUCCGGCGCAGGGUGUUGCGGCGGCGGGCGCGGUGGUGGGCGGAGCUGGCGGAAGCAGAGGGGCGCCGGCAGCGGAGGCAUCUUUCUUUGAUGCAAUAAUUCGGGGGAUGAGCGGGGACGGCAAGCAGAAAGAUAGCGCGGGGGGGACGCUGGAGAAGCCACAGCAGAAGGUGGCAGAAGCUGCAGCGCCCGUGAAGCAGCAAAAGCAUCAACAGCAGGCGCCACCGCAGCAACAGCAGGCGCAGGGGCAGCAAGGUGCGAACCAGAGAUGGCGGGUGCACCGGGUACGGCGAGGCGAGUGGAUAUCCUCGUUAGCAGCGGAUUACGGGCUUACAGUGGAGCAGCUACAGGACAUGAACCCCGGCGUCGACCUCGCCAAAGUGAAGCCCGCGGACGAGAUCCGCCUCCCCGCGGGAAGAAGGCGCGCAACGGGCGCGGCGCUCCCCCUGGAGGCCGCGGACGUGGAAGCCAUGGGGGGCGCGCUCGUGGUGGCGGCUGGCGGGGCGGACAAGGGCGGCGGAGGCGGAGCAGCAGGGGCGGGUGGGAGCGCGGGGCCGCAGGGUUCCGCGGCCGGGGCAGCGGGGGCGCAUCUGGCGGGCGCGCGCGUGGGGAUGGUGAUGCCGGGGGACAGCCUGGCGGAUAUUGCGGAGCGGUACGGCGUGGCGUGGCAGGAGCUGGCGGAGCGCAACGGCGUGCGCGAGGGCGAGGAGGGCGGGGGGCUGCAGGUGGGGCAGAUACUCAUCAUCCCCGAGAAGAAGCCGCACCAGGUCGCCUCCAUCGGGGGCGUGGGGCACUGGCUCGGCUGGCAGAGCGCGGGGGGGAGAGGCGCGGCGGCGGCGGGCGGGGGCGCGAUUCUGGCGCAGGCGCCAGCGGGGGUGUCAGUGUCGCUGUCCAUUGCGCUGGUCGUCGCGUCGUCCCUCGCGGCCGCCGCCAUCAUGCGCCUCAACGCGCCGCUGCUCUCCGCGUCUGGCGCGGGAGGGCUCGUUUCCAGCCUGCAAGCGCUGCCGUCGCGACUGCCAGAGCCCAUCGCGAGUGCGUGGGCGCAGGUAACGCGCGGCCGCGGCGCGGACGGCGCUGCAGCAGGCGCGUCGCUGUCGUCCCUGCGCGAUUCCGCCACGACCCCCACGUGGGUGGUGCCCCCUGGGUGGUCCGCGCCCACCCACGCGGACAUGCGCACCAUCCUCGCGCUCUCCUCGCUCUCCCCCUCCUCCCCCUCGCUCGGUGGCCUGCUCGCGUCGCAGGGCGUCGCCACGUCAGCCGCGCUGCUGCCCGCGAUUGACGCCGCGUGUCGCGCUGCAGCGGACUCGUUCCUCGCGUCCGGGCCCGUCCUCGCCGCCGUCGCGCUGCUCCGCGCGCCCCGCGCCGACCCCAGUCUCCUGCGCCUGCUGCCCUUCCGCCAGCGCCCGAAAACAGUGAAGGUGGGGGCGUUGGGCGCGCAGGGGGUAGGGGGGGCGGACGGGCGGGGAUUGGCGCGGGUGGCACUGGCAGCAGUGCCGCAGCUGGUGGUGGGGAGUGAGGCCAUAGGCGCAUGCGUGUGGGCGGAGGGAGGGGGGGCGGCAGGGGGCGCAGUGGAUGGGGUGGCAGUGAGGGGCGCGGAGGGGGCGGGGGAGGGCGGGGAGGAGCAGUACUCGGUGGGGGUGCUGCUCAUGUCACUGCCCCCAGGGAUGCGCAUGGCAAGCGCUGUCAUAGGCGAGGGGGAGGGACAGGGUGAAGAUCAAGGGGAGGGCAAGGGGAGUGGCGGCGGUGGGACGGAGGCGGUGGCGUCGGCUCUUGCUGUGGCAGUGGGCAGACUGACUCAGGCCAUGGAGCAGUCUCUCCCCUCCCCUCCAUCCCUCCAUCCAACAUCACCCCUCACCUCAGGACCCACUUCAGCCGUCCCCUCGCCUCUCCUCGCUGCUCGCCUUGCUGCCCUUUGGGGCUGCAUCCUCGGCAGCCGACAUUCUACCAUCCCUGGUACCAGACACGUCCCUGUACCUCAUCGCAUCAGCGCCCAGCCCCUCGCCGCGCCCGCACUGGCACGUGUCUCCGCCCCUCUCUCAGCCCGACUCCACUCCAGACGCAGCAGCAGCAGCGGCAGUGGCAGCAGCAGGGGCGUGGGGCAGGGGGUGACAGUGGUGGGGAUAGCGGAGGGCGUGGAUCUGAACGGGGCGUUUGUGGCGUCGGUGCUAGGGCAGUGGCUGUAUGGGCCCAAUGUCACGCUGCUCUCCGUGCCCCCUGCCAAGAAGCGCAGGGAGCCCAUCAGCUCAUAG